UUCAUCCUUUGGCUCGUGAGGGAGUGUGCGGGCGGAAUUACUUGUCCCUUUAAGAAAGUUUGCUCUUAUUAAAGUGCCAAGGCAGAAGCCGCACCAAAGUGUCGCGAGAACUGUGACCACCAGCAACUUCUCGCGAUGUUUGGCCCCGCGAAAGGUGGCCAUUUUGGAGUCCACCCGGCGGCUGGUUGCCCCGGCGGCGUCUACCAACCUGCUGCCGGGACCAAAGCUGGCCCCGCGGGUGCUUGGCCUGUGGGCGGCCGGAACGACACGAUGUGGCGGCUCCGCUGCAAGGCCAAGGAUGGCACCCAUGUUUUGCAGGGGCUGUCCAGCCGGACCCGGGUGCGGGAACUCCAGGGCCAAAUUGCCGCCAUCACCGGGAUCGCCCCCGGCGGUCAGCGAAUCCUCGUCGGAUUUCCACCCGAGUGCUUGGAUCUCAGCAACGGGGAUACCGUUCUGGAGGACUUGCCCAUUCAAUCAGGCGACAUGCUGAUUGUUGAAGAAGACCAAACCAGGCCCAAAACUUCACCUGCAUUUACAAAACAUGGUGCUCCUAGUUACGUCAGGGAAACUUUGCCUGUACUUAGCAGAACUGUGGUCCCAGCAGACAACUCUUGCCUCUUUACCAGUGUGUACUAUGUCGUUGAAGGAGGAGUCUUGAAUCCAGCUUGUGCCCCUGAGAUGAGACGCCUCAUAGCAGAAAUUGUAGCAAGUGAUCCAGACUUCUACAGUGAGGCAAUACUGGGAAAAACAAAUCAAGAGUACUGUGACUGGAUCAAAAGGGAUGAUACUUGGGGAGGAGCAAUUGAGAUAUCGAUUUUGUCUAAGUUUUAUCAAUGUGAAAUAUGUGUAGUGGAUACACAGACAGUAAGAAUUGAUCGUUUUGGGGAAGAUGCGGGAUAUACCAAAAGGGUCCUGCUUAUUUAUGAUGGCAUCCACUAUGAUCCGCUUCAGCGUGACUUCCCUGAUCCAGAUACACCUCCUCUGACCAUAUUCUCCUCUAACGAUGAUAUCGUUCUCGUGCAAGCACUGGAAUUAGCAGAUGAAGCUAGAAGAAGGCGACAAUUUACUGACGUAAACCGCUUCACCCUAAGAUGCAUGGUAUGUCAGAAGGGAUUAACUGGACAAGCAGAAGCAAGGGAACAUGCCAAGGAGACAGGCCAUACCAACUUUGGAGAAGUGUGAUCUAUGCACAAAUGAGGGUUGAAGCCAGCUACCUCACAGAUCCAGAAGGCUCUGGGUUUUCCAAUAAGCUAUUCGUAACCCUAAAGAACGAAAGGACACAAUGCUUGAACCAUCCUUUUAACUUAAAACCACUAAGACACUAAAAUUCUUUGUUAAGAUUAAAAUUAGUGUGCAAGUUUACAGACGCGUGUCUACAGUGGUGAUACAUGCCCUCUUUCUGCUGGGGUGACAGUGGGGCCAUCUACUGACACUGACUUGAAAAUGGAGUUUUAGUAUUAUAAACUAGCACCCAGCAGCUUUAACUUGUAGAAGAAAACAACAUCACAUUUUGGGUUAUGUGGAUGGCCUCAUGUGAGGCCUCUGGACAUGUACCACAGUGUCUCCAAUAAUAGAGUCCUUUUAAUAACUCUGAGUGAGUUAAUAGUUUCUAAAUUAUGAAUUGAUUCAUCAAAUGAAGAUAGUCAGAAUUGUCAAAACUGAUUUUAUAUUGCAGUUUGGUAGACUUUAUAAAUGUGUACUUAACCACUUAUAAGUACAUGACAAGCAAUUUUUACAGGGACAAGUCUCUUCCUUGAGAAUGUUAUCUAAAAACAGGAACUGGUAGUUCCCUGUUUAAGAUUUCUGGUGUAUAAAAGUAGAAUGUAUGAGGAAAAAGGUGCCUGAGCAGCUUACUGAAGCUUUAAAAGACCGUUGGCCUCGUGUUUUAAUGCAAUUCAUGUAUUGGUCUUUGUCACAUUGGAUAAAAU
Propithecus coquereli (Coquerel's sifaka) is the source of this 1928-nucleotide messenger RNA. RefSeq names its product YOD1 deubiquitinase (gene YOD1). Lineage: Eukaryota; Metazoa; Chordata; Mammalia; Primates; Indriidae. The transcript has 2 exons. The coding region runs from base 136 to 1182 and encodes 348 amino acids. The record is from RefSeq and is a predicted model, not a curated record. Gene Ontology annotation, biological process: endoplasmic reticulum unfolded protein response; protein deubiquitination. Gene Ontology annotation, cellular component: nucleus; cytosol. Gene Ontology annotation, molecular function: cysteine-type deubiquitinase activity.